ACCUAGUUGAGAAUCUCCCUCUUAUCAAAUAUAUUUUGUCUUCAAAACUAGCUUAGCCGGCCGGUUAACUAGGGGGUGAAGCCAAAUGUCAGUCUCCCACUCCUAUUCGAUUAUGAUAACCUAGUGCUUGGUUCACUAAUAGAUUGGAGCAGGUAAAAAGCUAUAUUUAGCAAGAUCCAUGAAGUGAAUAACCGUCCGGUUAUGUAGUCGAUGGAACUAGAUUUUCUCCAUAGCGCAUUUUUGCUUGGAUAGAAUAGUGAUUAUAAUUACCUGUACAUUCUUUCUUUUAGGAGACACGUGAAAAUUCAUUUGUUUAUUUUGUUUUGGAAAUUCAAGUGAUACCUGAUAAUUAUCAUCGCCAAGAUGAGUAUCAUAUGCGAUUUCGUUAUGAAAAACUACAAACUACAACAGAUCAAAAUAAAAACCAAACAAACAUAAUACAAUAUAUGUUUAGUAAUGAUUCUAAUGAACAACAACAACUUUUUGCCUCAUAUUAUAAUCGUAUUGCAACAAUGCCUCGUAUAACAAAAAUAAAGGAUGUGUUACCAAACAAUAUUGGUUCAAAAUUACUUAUGCAGGUAUAG
This is a messenger RNA of Didymodactylos carnosus, 584 nucleotides long. The record is from the annotation of a GenBank genome assembly. NCBI's taxonomy places the organism in Eukaryota, Metazoa, Rotifera, Eurotatoria, Philodinida, Philodinidae.